AUGGGACCUCCUGCUCACCUGCUGAUAGGUCAGGUUGGUGCUGAGAAGUGGCACAAGGACACACGUACAACAGUACAAGAAGCCACUACAUUGACAAAACGAUGUGGCAAGGAGGCCCUGGAUCUGUGGCGUCCUGCCAAAGUCCCUGGCCAAGCUGAGGAAACACCAUACGAGCGCAAGCUGAAGAUUGACUCCUGGAAAUUCAAGAUAGAUGUCUCGGAUUCUGGAGAGGUGAAGAGAAAACCCCCAGAGGGGCCAGGAGUGACUCUAUGGAAAAGCAAAAUGAAGCCUCCGCCUUGGGUUUGCAAGUUAGCCUUGCCUUCCUCCAGGGACUAUUGCAACACAAAGAACAAUGAAUAUGUGGCUCAGUACUUCAGGGAGACACGCCUGGUAGUCAGUCGCAUGCGCCAGGCUCUUAUUGAAAUCAACGAGCAGUUCAAGGGAAUAAUGCGUAUGCGGCAGAAAUUGGGUGCCAUGUUGGAUAAAAUCUGCCAGGGCCUCGUGACCAACAAGCAGAGCAAAGCCAUCCGAGAGCACCGGGCAGAAACAGAAAAGAUAUCUGACAAAGUAGAUGUACUCAUGAAAUGGGAAAAGGAGGAAUUUACGAAACUGAAAAUCAAACUGCAGGAUAUGAUGGCCUCGUCAGGAGAACAUCUUAAGGAACUAGCUACAUGCAGGGAAACCCUCAACACCCUGUGUGGCGAACGUGGUCGUGUGCUCGACCUGAUGCCCCAGCCUCUGCGCAUGGUUCUCUUAGGGGCUGGACGUGAUUCCUGGCUUGGCCUAGACCGGCCCUCAUCCCCCUGGGUGGAGAGAAAUGAAACCCCAAUUCCAAACCCCGUGGGACCAUUCACACCAGAGUGUGCGGGAGCUAUAGAAGAUGCCCGGCGUCUUACUGUUCUCACCAAAGAAGUGAUGCUUCAGUUACAAAAAAGUAUCAAUGAGGCACAGGAUACCCGCAAUGCUGUGCACAAUGCCAUUGAAAACAGAUUGCAAGGCAAGAUGGAGGAGACUCUCGGUCAUAAGGAAAAAUUAGAUAUAACUCUGGGAGGAACACGCAGUACUCUGCACCGCUGCCAACGUUUCCAGCAUGAGAUGCGUCUCAAUCGUGGAUUGACACUGGGUCCUGAGAGUAUGAAGUACCUGGAGACACGGGAAAAGCUGACACGGCCAAUGGUGCGGACGUAUCAGAGACACGUGGGAACACAAUUGCCUGAAGCUACAAUUGUCCAGCAGUCCACUGAAGAGUUAGAUUGCAGCAUGGAAGAUACGGCCAUGAAUAUCCAGCAUCUAAAAGCCACUCAGAAGUACUUGAACGAAUGCAUUCAUAACAAGCUGACAGGCUAUGAAGUUGACGGUAGUAUCAAACGGCUGCGGCAGCGCCGUAUGCAUCCACGCACCAACAUGAAUGAGAUUUUUGAAUUGGUCUAUACCUAG
Notechis scutatus (mainland tiger snake) is the source of this 1437-nucleotide messenger RNA. RefSeq names its product tektin like 1 (gene TEKTL1). The record is from RefSeq and is a predicted model, not a curated record. NCBI's taxonomy places the organism in Eukaryota, Metazoa, Chordata, Lepidosauria, Squamata, Elapidae.